Molecule: messenger RNA, 912 nt
Organism: Jaculus jaculus (lesser Egyptian jerboa)
Lineage: Eukaryota; Metazoa; Chordata; Mammalia; Rodentia; Dipodidae
Product: taste receptor type 2 member 140-like
Exons: 1
Coding region: 1-912 (303 amino acids)
Biological process (GO): G protein-coupled receptor signaling pathway; sensory perception of taste; detection of chemical stimulus involved in sensory perception of bitter taste
Cellular component (GO): membrane
Molecular function (GO): G protein-coupled receptor activity; bitter taste receptor activity
Source: RefSeq, a predicted model, not a curated record
AUGGAUGGUGUCCUGGUUAUCACAUUAACAAUCAUUUUCAUUGCACAAUUCAUAAUUGGAAUUUUAGGAAAUGGAUUCAUAAUUAUGGUGAACUGCCUGGACUGGGUCAAGCGAAGAAAGAUCACUUCAAUGGAUCAAAUCCUCACUGCUCUGGCCAUCUCCAGACUGAUUCUGCUCUUGACGCUAGUCAUAGAUUGGCGGGUGUCUAUUAUUUACCCACUUUUACUGAGGACUAUAACUAUGUUAAGAAUAUUUCAUAUCUCCUGGGCAGUGACCAACCAUUUCAGCAUCUGGCUUGCUACUGGUCUCUGCAUCUUUUAUUUUCUCAAGAUUGCCAUUUUUUCUAACCCUCUUUUCUACUAUCUAAAGUGGAGAGUUACAAAGUUAAUUGCAAUGACUUUGCUGAUGUCUCUGGUUCUCUUGGGUAUAAAUAUUGUAAUGCUAAUCACCUGCAUUGAUGUCUGGAUUUAUAAAUCUAAUUGGGACACGUCUUACAAUUCUAGUUCAAGGUUGUUUGCAGAAUACUCCAGGCUCAUUUUAUUCCCAAACUUAAUGUUCACUUUAAUACCCUUUGUUAUAUCUUUGGCCAUUUUUCUUCUACUCAUCUUCUCCCUGUGGAAACAUCUCAGGAACAUGCAGCACAAUGCUCCAGGAUGGAGGAACGCCAGCACCUUGGCCCACAUCAGAGCCUUGCAAGUCAUCAUUGCCUUCCUCUUACUUUAUAUCACUUUCUUUCUGUCUGUUGUUGUAGAAGUUUGGACAGUUGUGAUGGAAAAUAUGCGGGUUAUUUUGGUUGCACAAGUUAUGGUCACUAUCUUUCCUGCUGUCCACUCCUGUGUCCUGAUUCUGGCCAAUGAUAAGAUGAGGCAGGCCUGGCUUUUGUUGCAAUGGUGGCUGAGGUGCAGGUUCUGA